UGCACUCUUCUUUGAUACAGCAAUAAUGCACACUUUCCUUAUAUAGUAAGUGGUAGACCCAAUAUUCUUAAUCAUGAAUUCAUUUUUAUCCAUGUUCAGAACUUAGCUUCCUCAUUACCCAUCUUCUUUCACAACUUUUUUCAGAGGCAUUAUUUCUUCAACCCCAACAUCAUCCCUAAUUAUAGAUUCAUACAUCGAUCUCAGAGCAAAAUUCAUACAUCGAUCUCAGAGCAAAAUUGUAUCAUUGCAUUUGAUUUUCCUUCUUGAACGAGCAACCGAGCAGUUACUGGAAGUCGGAGUCAUUUAACAUCCUUGGUCCUUCCCUUGACCUUGCAUAGAGAAGAAAAAGUUAUGGAGAAGAAAUGUGAAGGCUGUAAAAUUGCGGAGAAUUAUAAGUAUUGGUUUGAAUUUCCUGCAGUAAAACACCAAUUCUUCAAGGUCAUGCUUGGAGAUUUCAAGCACCAAUUGAAAAUUCCUCGGAAGUUCAUGGAGUGUUUCAAGGUGAAACUCUUACCGUGGUGUACACUUAUAGGACCGAGUAAAAACAAAUGGAAAAUCAGACUCUCGAGUACAGGUGAUGAAACAUCAUUGAAGUUUUCAGAUGGCUGGGAACAGUUUGUUAGUGAUAAUGGAGUGGAAGAAGCUGACUCCCUAGUGUUUCGUUUUGUUAAAGACUCCUCGUUUGAGGUGACAGUGUUUGACAUGAGUGGUUGCGAGAGAGAGGGGUGUCACUUCUCCAUUAAUUCCAAUUCAAGCUCAAGAAGAACUUCUUGUAGAAGUACCCUCCACAUCAGUCAUGGUAGUGUGGCUAAAGAAGAAGUUGAGAUUUGUGACUCAUCAUCAGAGGAUUGCUCUUUGUGGGAUGAAGGCGAAGAAGAGACUAAGGAUGUAAGUCAUGUAAUGGAAGAAGAGCGGGAAGGAAGCUCAAGUGAAGGAAAACUUCCUCAAAGCCAAAAGUACUUCAUAUCGAAUAGGCGGGAUCUAAAACCUGGAGAAAAAAAAAGAGCUUCCAAGAUGGCUGAAUGUUAUAGGCGCAGCAUGAAGGAUAACAAGAGAGUGUUUCCUGUGUUUCAGAUAACCAUGCUGCCUACACAUGUUUACAGGGGAUUUAAUCUGACAAUCCCAAAGAAUUGGGCAAAGAAGCAUAUGAUCAAAGAGCCUCACGAGGUGGAGCUGCAUGUUCCAGGUUCUAUAAAGGGAAGUUGGAGAGUCGGAUGCAGAUGGACCAAAGGAGGAUCUAUACAAUGCCAACUCAGAUCAAAGUGGCCGUUAUUUGUGCUGGAAAACAACUUGGAGGAGCAUGAUACUUGUGUCUUUGAGCUGAUUCAGAAGGGGAAAUUAGAUAAUGUUAGAACUCCCAUCUUCAAUGUCCACAUAUUUCGCACUUUUGACCACAUUGUUCCCCUGACUGUGUCAACGCAUAUGGUCUAGCUCCGAGGAAAACAAUGCAAGCUUGUUAUCACUCUUUGGAAAACAAUGCACCAAUGCAAGCGUGCUAGAACCCUUCGUUCUAAUGUGUGUAUUUCAGUAUUUCUACUAGGGUCGUGUUUAUGAAUUUCAGAACCUUAAUGGUACCUUUGGAUAUGGACCUCCUCUUUGACUGAUUUUAUCUUCACUUUCUGGUGGAACUUAGGGCAAAUAUGUAUGCAACUUUUAUUUGUUCUUGUGUUAAAUUUUCCUUGAUGAGUUGAUUUUAUCAUCAUGUAUGUUUAUUGUUUUGUGCUGGUUGUACUCGCUGUGACUCUCUGUUAUAGCCUUACAGGGGUACUUCUUUGUGCUUAGUUGUUACAGGAAUGAUAUUCUGUUUAUUUUUUUGUUAGAA
Molecule: messenger RNA, 1822 nt
Organism: Chenopodium quinoa (quinoa)
Lineage: Eukaryota; Viridiplantae; Streptophyta; Magnoliopsida; Caryophyllales; Amaranthaceae
Product: B3 domain-containing protein REM16-like
Exons: 5
Coding region: 352-1431 (359 amino acids)
Molecular function (GO): DNA binding
Source: RefSeq, a predicted model, not a curated record